UUGCGGGUAAAGCUCCUUCGAGGAAGUCGGUGCCAGUAGUUGAAAAUAAUGGGAAAUUCGAUGGUAAAAGAGAAAUGGUGACGCCAGUGAUCAGAGCAAACUUACAAAAACAGGGAUACAAAAUCAUUGGUUCACACAGUGGUGUUAAAAUUUGUAGAUGGACCAAGUCACAACUUCGAGGUCGAGGUGGUUGCUACAAGCACUCAUUUUAUGGCAUAGAGAGUCAUAGGUGCAUGGAGGCAACACCUAGUUUGGCAUGUGCAAAUAAAUGUGUUUUCUGCUGGAGGCAUCACACAAAUCCAGUAGGGAAGAGUUGGCAGUGGAAGAUGGAUGAUCCAAUAGAAAUUGUAAAUUCUGCAAUAGACCUACAUACUAAUAUGAUUAAGCAAAUGAAAGGAGUCCCUGGAGUCACCUUGGAGCGAUUAUCUGAAGGUCUCUCUCCUCGACAUUGUGCAUUAUCACUUGUUGGAGAACCUAUCAUGUAUCCAGAGAUCAAUUCACUUAUAGAUGAGCUUCAUAGACGGCGGAUUUCUACAUUUCUAGUGACAAAUGCACAGUUUCCAGAGAAGAUUAAGUUUCUAAAGCCUGUCACCCAGUUAUAUGUUAGUGUAGAUGCUGCUACAAAGGAUGCUUUGAAGGCAAUAGAUAGGCCACUUUUUGGAGAUUUCUGGGAGCGAUUCAUGGAUUCCUUGACUGCUUUAAAGGAGAAAGAGCAGCGAACUGUUUAUCGUUUGACCCUGGUUAAAGGUUGGAAUACAGAUGAUGUGGAUGCUUAUUCUAAACUCUUUAGUAUAGGAAAACCUGACUUUGUAGAAAUUAAGGGAGUCACAUAUUGCGGCUCGUCUGCUACAUCAAAAUUGACUAUGGAAAAUGUUCCCUGGCAUACUGAUGUGAAAGCUUUCUCAGAGGCAUUGGCUCUGAAAAGCCAAGGGGAGUAUGAAGUUGCCUGUGAGCAUGCUCACUCGUGUUGUGUCCUCUUGGCGAAAACUGAGAAAUUCAAGAUUGAUGGCCAAUGGUACACAUGGAUAGACUAUGAGAAAUUUCAUGACCUGGUGGCUUCUGGAAGAAGUUUUAACAGCAGGGAUUACAUGGCUGCCACGCCACCCUGGGCUGUCUAUGGAGCCGAGGAAGGUGGAUUUGAUCCUGGACAAUUGAGAUAUAGGAAGGAGCGACAUCAUAAAUCAAGCCGAUGAUCAUUCAGGUCAGAGAUACAAGAAACUUGGGCCAGCAACCUCUGUUUCCCACCCUUUUAUCUUUUUAUUUUUUAGAAGUUUCAUUACCAAAGCAUAACUCAGUUGCUUAUACUAGAGGACGUCAUCUUAAUACAUGGCUUUGCACUUGGGAUUAACCAUUGCAAUGUAAUUUAUCCCAUCCCACCUUUCUGGUUUUCCCCUAUUCAAGGAAGUUGAAGGUAGCACUUCUUGUUUCCCAACUCUUCAACUACUCUAAAGAUCACGACGGUGAACAUUUAGUUGUAGAAUUGGGAAGCGUGCCUUAUCGCAAAGUUCCGUUUGGUUGGUGCAAGGCAUGUGAAUUCCUUAAAAAUUGAGAUGUAUAGUAUUUCAUUAUAUUUCUUUUAUCUUUAUUCAACAAUCAACAGUAACUUUCUUUCUUAUGAAGAGGGAAAAUAAAUACUCUGAUCACUGUUCAACAAUGAACAUCUCGGAGGCUGAGCUUUUCGCAACAACAUUCAUAGAAAUGUUGGACAUACUAUUUACCGCCAGGGAUUUAUAGCAGAUGGCUUAACCAACUAAAACUACAUGAAGGGGUUCUGAUCUACUUGUUAUGAGUGAAAUUUUGGUUAUCUUAAUUUUGUUUUGAUAAGUGGCAAGGGCACUUCCAAAUCUCCAAGGUGUUUGCGUCCCACUAAUGGUAAAUUUGUAUCAGACUAAUUUUUAUUGUGCAUUGUGUAUUGACCGUUCAAAUUU
This is a messenger RNA of Neltuma alba, 1928 nucleotides long. RefSeq names its product S-adenosyl-L-methionine-dependent tRNA 4-demethylwyosine synthase-like. Gene Ontology annotation, biological process: wybutosine biosynthetic process. The record is from RefSeq and is a predicted model, not a curated record. Lineage: Eukaryota; Viridiplantae; Streptophyta; Magnoliopsida; Fabales; Fabaceae. Gene Ontology annotation, molecular function: 4 iron, 4 sulfur cluster binding; catalytic activity.